Candidula unifasciata is the source of this 1497-nucleotide messenger RNA. The record is from the annotation of a GenBank genome assembly. NCBI's taxonomy places the organism in Eukaryota, Metazoa, Mollusca, Gastropoda, Stylommatophora, Geomitridae.
AUGCAAAAAAUGUCGGCGAAUAUGUACAGAGUCGGAGAUUAUGUAUUCUUUGAAACAUCGUCGACGGCGCCAUAUCAAAUCAGGCGAAUUGAGGAACUGAAUAAGACUCAAAAUGGAAAUGUUGAAGCCAAAGUUAUGUGUUUCUACAGACGGAGAGACAUUUCCAAUUCUCUCAUCUUACUGGCGGAUAAACAUCACAACGCCCUAGAGGAGGAUGUAGAGGAGAGACGAGAAAUAGAUGAAGGUUCACCGCCCCGAGAGGACGGGGAUAAAUCUGAGGUGACUAAAGCGGUGCUGGUGCAGAUUCCUGAGCCUGCCAAAACAGAGGAGAACGGCACAGACAGCACCAGCAACGGCAUCAGCUGCAACAACAACAACCACGGUGGGCGUGGGAUGGAGGAGAUCCCAGAGAAGCUGCGGCAUCAGUUGAAGCACCGAGAGCUGUUUCUCUCUCGACAAGUAGAGACCCUCCCUGCCACCCACAUCCGAGGGAAGUGCUGUGUUACCUUGCUCAAUGAAACUGAAUCUCUCUUGUCUUAUCUCGGCAAAGAGGACACAUUUUUCUACUCGUUAGUCUACGACCCGCAGCAGAAAACCUUACUUGCUGACAAGGGAGAGAUUCGAAUAGGUCCCAAGUAUCAGGCAGAGAUGAUACCGAAGGUCUUAUUAAUUGAUGAAGAGGACACUCGCAGGUUAGAAGAUCUGGAAGAACUGGUCUGGGACCCUAACAAUGGCCUCACAGACAGAGAUAUAGACCAGUUCCAAAUAAUUGCCCGGUCUGUGGGCACAUUUGCUCGUGCACUGGACUGCACCAGCACUGUCCGCCAGCCCAGUCUACACAUGAGUGCAGCGGCUGCCUCCAGAGAUAUUACUAUUUUCCACGCCAUGAACACCCUACACCAGCAUGGCUACAACAUUGCCAAGGCUAUCAAGAGCCUAGUGCCUCCUGGCGGACCUGUCUUAUGUCGGGACGAGAUGGAGGAGUGGUCAGCUUCCGAGGCCAACUUAUUCGAGGAGGCCAUUGAGAAAUACGGCAAAGAUUUCAAUGACAUUAGACAAGACUUUUUACCAUGGAAAUCCUUAAAGAGUAUAGUUGAGUACUACUACAUGUGGAAGACCACAGACAGAUAUGUGCAGCAGAAACGAAUCAAGGCCUCUGAAGCAGAGAGCAAAUUAAAACAAGUGUACAUUCCCAACUACAACAAGCCAAACCAGGCAGCCAUUACCAGCAAGAUGAACGGAACUGAAGGGGCAAUCUCAGGCAGAGCUUGUGAGAGCUGCUACGCUUCCCACUCGUCACAGUGGUACUCCUGGGGGCCAGUUCACCUUCAGUGCCGACUGUGUAGCAGUUGUUGGACUUACUGGAAGAAGUAUGGAGGACUGAAGAUGCCCACACGACUAGAUGGUGAGAGGCCAGCUCCGAAUGCAAGACAAGAGCGAAUAGCUCAGAUGAACUCUGUCCGCAUGCAGAAGUGUUCAGUACCUGGGUGUGGCAAG